Molecule: messenger RNA, 495 nt
Organism: Penicillium atrosanguineum
Lineage: Eukaryota; Fungi; Ascomycota; Eurotiomycetes; Eurotiales; Aspergillaceae
Exons: 1
Coding region: 1-495 (164 amino acids)
Source: RefSeq, a predicted model, not a curated record
AUGUCGACCACCACUACCUCAACCACCAGCUCAGCCUCCGCCACUUCAAGCUGCCACGCGAAGCUAUACGAUAUUCCAGUCAGCGAUGCCGCCUGCGCGAUGCCAAUGAAGGGUAAUUACUCCUCGAUCAUGAGUAGCUGCUGCUCUUCGGCUUCCGUGGUCCAGUAUGACGACUGCGACUACUACUGCCUCGCUGAAGGCCAAUCUGUCGGUACCCUGGCCGAAUGCCUCAUCAAAGCCUCCGAGCCCGGAGAGGUCUGGUGUAACACCAAUGCCAAUUCCACUGCGACUGCGACGGCCACCGCUACCGGCACCGGUGUCGUUACUUUGAGUGCUACCGCAACUGGUACUGACUCGACCGGUACCGCUACCUCCAAAGAAGCUGCCGCUACUUCGACUUCGGCUGGAAUUGUUGCUCCUCGCCCACUGUCCAAGUCAGCCAUCGGUAUGGUUGGGCUUUUGCUGGUUGGAUCUGCCGCUGGACUUUUCAUCUAA